Manihot esculenta (cassava) is the source of this 3095-nucleotide messenger RNA. Its product is annotated as receptor-like protein EIX1. The coding region runs from base 180 to 2960 and encodes 926 amino acids. The transcript has a single exon. NCBI's taxonomy places the organism in Eukaryota, Viridiplantae, Streptophyta, Magnoliopsida, Malpighiales, Euphorbiaceae. The record is from RefSeq and is a predicted model, not a curated record. Gene Ontology annotation, molecular function: protein binding.
AUAAGAUGGAAUAAAAUUUUCAACACUUCCAAGCUCCAAGUAGAGGAGUUGCCAGGAAAGUAAGGAGUGGAUUAAAUUUUCAACACAAAGCUCUAAUGAGAAUUACGAAAGAUAACCAUGAAAUAAUUAAGAAAAAAUAAUCUAAUUAACAGAAAAAGUUUCUUUUGAAUUGAGAAUUUAUGGGAACAUCAGCUCAGAUUCUUGCCAUGCUCAUCCUGAUUCAAAGCAUUUUGAUCUUCUGCACUGGAACUAAUCUGGAUGGAAGCUGUAUCAAGAUUGAAAGAGAAGCUCUUGUGAAGUUCAAGUCAAGCCUCGCCAUUAACAGCUCAGACUCUUUGCUUUCAUGGGUCGGAGAUGACUGCUGCAGAUGGGAAGGAGUCUCCUGCGAUAACAUAACAGAUCAUGUGGUUAAGCUCGACCUUUCCAGGGCGUACUUCCAGGGAAAUAUCCUUUCCAGGGCGUACUUCCAGGGAAAUGUUUCCCUUCAUCUUGGAAACCUUUCAAACUUGCAGUAUCUUGAUCUCAGUGGGAAUAAUGAAUUGGCAAUCGACAGCCUCCAGUUUCCAUCUUCCAUGAAAUACUUAAACAUGGAGGCUGUGCUCCUGGACAAGUGUGUCGAUUGGUUGCAGUCAAUAAACAUGCUUCCUUCCCUGCUAGAACUACAUUUGUCUAAUUGUGAGCUUUCCAUUCCUGGUCAUGUUUCACAUGUCAAUCUUACAUCUCUUGAGGUUGUCUAUCUUAGUGGGAACAACUUCAAUUCCAAAAUCCCCAGCUGGUUAUUUAAUAUUACCAACCUGCAACAUCUUGAUCUGAGUUAUAGUGCUUUUCGAGGCUCUCUUUCAACUCGGAUUGGAAAUCUCAAUUCUCUUUCUUUCCUUGAUCUGUCCUGGAAUUCUCUGGAAGGUAAUAUACCCACAACGUUGAACCAGCUUUGCAAUUUGAGUGAGCUACACUUGAAAACCAACAAGUUCAGCGGUGAGAUAUCUGGACCUUUUGGCAAUUCAUCUAGUUGUGUGCAGAAGAGUUUAGUUUAUCUGUAUCUUUACAACAAUUCUUUUUCUGGUAGCCUUCCAAAUAACAUUGGACAAUUCAAACACCUAAAAUUUCUUCUACUUUCUAACAACUCUUUCUGGGGUCCAAUCCCUGUAUCAAUUGGACAACUUUCCAACCUACAAAUACUAGAUUUCAGUCAGAAUUCAUUGCAGGGGAAAGUUUCUGAACUUCACUUGUUAAAACUCAGAGGUUUGGAUCAGUUGAUUUUGAGUGGAAAUUCUUUAGUUUUUGAUAUUGAUCUCAAAUGGGUACCUCCUUUCCAACUUUCCAGGAUUGAGUUAUCAUCCUGCAAACUAGGGCCUUGGUUUCCACAGUGGCUCAAAACACAAAAGAGCAUUGCUUUUUUACUAAUGUCUAAUGCAAGCAUCUCGGAUAGCAUCCCUGAUUGGUUUGAAAACAUCUCUUCCAAUAUUGAAGGAUUGGAUCUAUCUUAUAAUCAGCUUUCUGGAAUCUUGCCAAAUUUGAGAAAGUUCAACACUACUUAUGAAGUUUACUAUAGGUACAUAUUAUUGAAAUCUAACAGGUUUGAGGGCUCUUUAACCCAUUUUCAUUCUGACGCAAGCAUAUUGGAUAUCUCCAACAACUUGCUGCAAGGUCAGAUUCCCCAUAACAUCAGCGAAAUGAUGCCAAUAUUGCGAUUCUUAUCCCUUUCCAACAACUCUUUGAAUGGUACGAUUCCAGCUUCAUUAUGCAUGAUUGAAUCUUUAGAUAUUCUUCAUCUUGCAAAAAAUCAUCUGUCGGGACCAAUACCUUCAUGCUGGGGAAAUUUGCAACGUUUAACCGUGAUUGAUCUUUCAAGUAAUAUGCUCGGUGGUCAUAUUCCAAUGUCCUUGAGUUCUCAACAGUUUCUUGUUUCGCUGCAUCUGCAAAACAACAAUCUUCAAGGAAAGAUCCCAAUCUCAUUGAGGAAUCUAGAGUACUUGGAGACUCUUGAUCUCGGCAACAAUUAUUUUGAUGGUUAUAUUCCUUGGUGGAUUGGUGAAAGCCUAUCUUCAUUGAAAGUACUGAGUGUUCAGUCCAAUAAAUUUGAAGGUGAGAUUCCUCUGCAGCUUUGCUACCUUGCUUCUCUUCGCAUAUUGAACUUGGCAAACAAUAUGAUGACUGGAACUAUUCCCACUUGUUUUGGCAAUUUUACUGCAAUUGCUAUGCAUGAAAACAAAGGACUUUGGGAUUAUUAUACUUAUCUUCUUCCAAGGGAGGCCUUUGAAGAAAAUGGCUAUGGUGAGAAUGUGCAAGUUUAUGUCAAAGGAAUAGAGCUUGAAUAUACUAGAACACUUCGAUUUCUCUAUUCCAUUGACCUUUCAGGAAAUAACUUUGUUGGAGAAAUUCCCCAGGAGUUGAUGAAUCUUUCAGGUCUACUGAACCUGAAUCUAUCUACAAACAAAUUGGAUGGACAUAUCCCUUGGAACAUUGGCAAGUUAAGCUCACUAGAAUCACUUGACUUGUCUGAAAAUGAACUUUCUGGCUCUAUUCCAUUCAGCAUUUCUGAUUUGAACUUUUUAAGUCACUUGAAUUUGUCAUUCAAUCACUUAUCUGGACGAAUUCCAAAGGGAAACCAACUUCAGACUUUGGAUGACAAAUCCAUCUACAUCGGCAACAAUGGACUUUGUGGACCUCCAUUGAAUAAUUGUUCAGAUGAUGCAGAUGAACUGCCUAAAGGUCAUGAAAAAGGUGGCACUACGAGGAAAGAUGACUCCGAAAUGCUUUGGUUCUACAGUGGUAUGGGAAUGGGAUUUGUGGCUGGAUUUGUUGGAGUUUGUAGCAUUUUGUACUUGAAAGACUCAUGGAGGUCUGCUUGGUUUGAGUUAGUUGACAGAGUCUACAACAAGCUUUGGGUAACAGUUGGAAUUAAGGGAAAUCAACUGAAGAGAAAGUUUAUGAGAAACACAUUUGAAGGAAAUGCAUAAGAAGGUUAGUUUUUUGUCUCAUGGGGAAACUUAAACAUUAAUGGUGGGAGCUAAUAUGAAAAAUAAUCUGCUGCAUUGUGUUGUAGAUGUGAAUGACUAAAGUUUACUGCAUGAUCUUAAUGCUUUCUGUGUUAA